Molecule: messenger RNA, 3131 nt
Organism: Mytilinidion resinicola
Lineage: Eukaryota; Fungi; Ascomycota; Dothideomycetes; Mytilinidiales; Mytilinidiaceae
Exons: 2
Coding region: 32-3028 (998 amino acids)
Source: RefSeq, a predicted model, not a curated record
CUUCUUGUAUCUACUUUCACACCAUCAAUGAAUGCCACUGACGGCGCUCCUGGCAGCACCAGGCAAGACUGGGUGCUUCCACACCACGCGGCCCCUCAAUGCCCUUCGUCGCUGUACUUGGCGAUUCCUACCAGAUUCAGCAGUCAGUGAGGCUACAAGAUGGCAGGCUGGCGCACGUAUAGCAUGUGGCGUUGGAAAGCGAUCCUUGAGCUCUGGCGCUCCGCCACAUCUCCAUCACCCUAAAUCCGAUCCACUUUCGCACCAGGACCAACCAAACUCCGAAGCCACUCCAAGCUCAGACGACCCAGAUCAAAUCCGCGCCCAGAGAACAUACUCAAGCCAUUGCAUUCAUGACUCUGCUCUUUCGCCGCAAUUCGAGGCGCCUCCCCCGCCAGGACGCACGGUGAAGCGCUUCCGGCCGAGCCCAGGUGGUUACCUCCUGAAAGUCGCAAACCACCACACCCCCAACCUUUAUUUUACUCCUCCGAGCCACAAAGUGGACCUCUCAUACAAUAGUGUUCGGACGCUAGUAGACAAAUGGAGUUUUAUUCCACCAGGGUCCACGAAGCGGUCUCCCUCCGCUGAUGCGGACAGAAAUCUGAUACUGGCGGAUACACAAGAAGAAAAAGGCCCCUCUAGUCUGGACGAGCUAGACUGGCUUAGACUGCAAUGGAACAAUCCGACUGAGAUGUCUCUUCAAUCUAUAUUGACUGAAUUUAUAUAUAAAGUUGGACGGCAUGUCGUUCAGGGUCAGACGACAUCGCAUACAUUCUCGGUGGCGGAAACCUUGUUCCUGCGGUCCAAAGGCUACGAUGUUGGAGAUGUGCCUGUGUGGGCAUCCGUUGUCAUGAACAAGAAUCCGGAUGUAGCUGCUCAGUAUUUCACAUUGGAAGAAACACUGCCACUUUUCCUGAUACUUUUUUUCCUCAAACGGCGUAACGUAUCCGUGGAUGCCCUUGCCAUGAUAAUAGAACGUUUACGAAGUCACGAUCUGAGGACUAGAUCUUUAGAUCCCAAAUCGGACCGUCUGAUAGAUCCGCUUUCUUUUAGCAUCGUACUUAUUCGGCUGGUCAGACAUGCACGCAAAAAAUCGCCUAUCGAUUUUCCUGCAAUAGCGAGCCUCUUAACCUCACAAAUGGAGAAGGCCAAGGGCGACUUUCCAAAACCAGGGGAGGAGACGUCAAAUUUCGUAUUCUUCUGCAACCGUUUCUUAUCGCUUCUUUCUAUGCCAGCAUCGAUACAACCGUAUUUAUCCAGCAGAUACCAAGAGACUGCCCAAUUCAAAGUCCUUCAAGCCAUGUCAGACCAUGAUCCUCCAAUACUAGUCAACCAAGAGGGAUACAGAGCGCUUGCUCGAGUCCAGCUUGCUCACGCAAAGACCGAACAGGAGCGGGAAUGGGCAUUACUGAAGUCAAAGGCGUGGCCACCCUGGAAGGAAAAUCGGACCGCAAUGGAUGAAGACAAAGGAGUAGAUGCUGGCAUAUCAAGAGCCGUCCUGACCAUGCAGCAGAUGUACGCUGCCGGUUAUCCGCCACGUCCUUGGGAGGUAAACGCCACCAUAUCUGCCGGGUGGGAUACGGACGGAAGCCCGACUAUUCAGGACCGACAUAACAUGGCGAAUGUUCCCCUCCGUAUUCGAACUGGGAAAGAGCCUUCGUACAUAACGCAUAGAUUUGAGAUUGCGCAAUGGGCUGCAAGAGUACGCGCCACAAGAACCAGACGGGAAGCUUGGGCAUGCUUUCUUGCGUAUGAGCGCACGGAUUUGCCUCCUCAUCAGAACGUUUAUCUCGCCAUGUUUACUAAAUUGCAAUAUCGAGAAACCCCUCAAGCAAGAGAUACACCAGGCCAUUCGCAAUCGUCAUCAGAAAACGGUGUCUUCCCUGGUGAUGGGAAAGAAUCCUUCCCAGAGCCUUCUUCGAUCCACGAAAUUACAUAUAUUUCGGAGCCAGUUCCAUCAUACGAAGAAUUGCUGAAUCGCAUGAUGUCUAAAAACGUCAACGUAUCUGAUAGGUUCUUAGCCUCUCUCAUCAACGGAGCCCCAUCAGAGCGUCUGGGUUUGCCAAUUCUGAAAACCUUUGGAUCUGCGUAUGGAGGUGCGAUUCAGCGACUUCUCGAUGGGUCUGUUACGAACAAAGCAGACAUUGAGGGAAUCCCGGAGCAUUUGCUUGUGGAAAUUCUAGAUUUCUUCUGCCGAGUGAAAUACGUUCCUCGUUACCCGCAGCUAAUUAAGAACGCCGCCUUUAAUCACGAUAUGUCUCUCAACUAUUUCUUCCAGAUCGUCACUACAUGUCAGCCGGAUUAUAGACCAAUGUGGACUAACUUGCUGCGCUGGGUCAACGUCGAUGGCAGAUGGCCCAAUGAUUGGACUUUCGAUUCUCAAGAUCACAGAUGGCGGUUGAUGAGCCGAAUUUUGAAGCUCCACCCGGCGCUUCUCCAGGAGCCUGACGAGCAAAGCUUUCAGCUCGUCUGUGAACGUAUUGGGCGAACGGCAAUAUCUUACUACGGCUAUGCCACGCCAGCGGAGCCUAAGGAAGAGCUGUUCGCCGGGUACUCUCAGCGUAUCCGAUCACUAUUCCGAUCCUUGAUUAGGUUUCGACCCAAAAAGAUCGGGGCAGGUCAAGUGGAUGAAAAGCACCUAAUGAUGACAGUCGUCCCCGGCCCGAGCACUCUGCAUGCAUACAUCCGCACAUUAGGCCUUAUUAGCGACUUCGAGGGCAUAUGCUCCUGCGCAUCGUGGAUGGGGCACUGGCAUCCAAUACUUCUCACACGGGCUGACACGCAAGCGAAGGGGCGAAGGAGACUCCGAGAGGCGGUGAUCGCGAUGCGGGUCUUUCUGGAACGUAGCUGGGUGGCAGUAGAGGAGCAGGAAAAGCGUGUGCAAGCGCCUACGGAGUUGAUUGAGCGUGUGAAGGGGAGCAUUGAAGGGUCACCGGAGCUUGGCGGCUGGGCGACAGACGAGGAAGUUCAUUCCUAUGUUGAGCGGAACCCCGUUAUUCGCGGAGCCCACAUCUUGACUCACGUCUACUAGAAAAGGGCUGGGCCGAAGGGCGUACGCUUUUGUAACUAGCUAUCCUGUGUAUUAGACAUGUAUACCACAUAGUAAAUUAAUCCUGUCUGGAGAUCUGGCUGUA